Molecule: messenger RNA, 2419 nt
Organism: Cryptomeria japonica (Japanese cedar)
Lineage: Eukaryota; Viridiplantae; Streptophyta; Pinopsida; Cupressales; Cupressaceae
Product: poly(ADP-ribose) glycohydrolase 1
Exons: 12
Coding region: 257-2011 (584 amino acids)
Biological process (GO): carbohydrate metabolic process; ATP generation from poly-ADP-D-ribose; regulation of DNA repair
Cellular component (GO): nucleus; cytoplasm
Molecular function (GO): poly(ADP-ribose) glycohydrolase activity
Source: RefSeq, a predicted model, not a curated record
AUUUUCUUUCCUUUUAUGUUUGAUUCCCUUUGCCACUGUAAAUUAAUGGCUUCUAUCCCUUUUCCACUGUAAAUUAAUAGAGUUAUUGAAAUGGGUUACAAACUUAGCCAUAUACUUCGGAAAAUCUGUGAAACCAUUUAAAACAGAAGGGCGGCAACAGCAAUUCAAUGGGACAUUUUGCUGCAGGCUGAAGGAAAAGAAAUGUGAAUAAAGCCCUGAAACACAGGCUGGAAGAAUCGAAAAGAAAAUUUUAAAAAUGACGUGCAGAGGUCGACCCUCAAUUCUCCCAUUUCUUCCAUUAAUCAUUCGCGGUACAUCGUUUUUCUGGCCUCCCGGGACACAAUACGCACUGAAAACAUUAUCCAGAGGUCCGAGCGCAAGUUUCGUUGACUCCGGCGAAACACUAUUCGACUUCAUAGCCCGUAUCCGCCAGACAAUCGGUCUAAAACAAGACGGCCUCUGUCCAUUCGUAGACAAAGGAUAUGCUCUUUUCUUCGACGAUUUGAUAUCCCGGGGCGAUUCCCGAAGAUGGUUCGAGCAAACUCUGCCUUGGGUGGCAAGGUUAUUGUUGCAGUUCCCAGUUAUUCUGGAAAAUCAUUACAAGGAAGCUAAUAAUAAUUUGAGUUUUAGUAAUGAAGGGAGCUGUGAUAGUUCAGAAGAAGAGAAUAGUGUAAUUAACUUGGAUACAAGUCUUCACAUUUUGCAGCCCCAGCAGGCAGGGAUUGUGUUGCUCAGUCAGGAAUUGGUAGCAGCUAUCUUGGCCUGCAACUUUUUCUGUCUUUUUCCAAAGGCGCAGAGAUGGAAGAAUCAGCUACCAGAUAUAAAUUUUGAUCGUUUAUUUGCGGGUCUUUGCACAGAUGGUGAGAAACAAGAACACAAAAUAAAGUGCAUCAUCCAUUAUUUUGAGCGCAUUUGCUCUGAGAUGCCAUGUGGUGCAGUAUCUUUUGAAAGAAAAGUACUUCCAUUCAAAGAUGAUAAUUUUUCCAUUUUGUAUCCUAAGGUUAAUUAUUGGAGUGAAUCCAAGGUUCCUCUCUGCACUCUUAAGGUUAUGGAAACAGGUACAAUUGAAGAUCAUGAAGAAGAGGCUUUGGAAGUGGACUUUGCUAAUAAAUAUCUUGGUGGUGGUGUACUUGGUCAUGGCUGUGUUCAGGAAGAGAUUAGGUUUCUGAUCAACCCUGAGUCAAUUGCGGGCAUGCUGUUUUUGCCUGCUAUGCAAGUUAACGAGGCUAUUGAAAUUGUGGGUGCAGAAAGAUUUUCAGAAUAUCACGGGUAUGCUUCUACAUUUCGCUUCGCUGGUGAUUACAUUGAUAAUAGUCGUCGAGAUUUUUGUGGUAGGCGAGAAACAAGGAUUGUUGCAAUUGAUGCACUUUGUCACCCUGGGCAAAGUCAAUUCAAACUUGAAAUGAUAAAACGGGAAGUGAAUAAAGCUUUCUGUGGAUUCUUGGACCAUGCAAAGAUACACAGACAUUUUAGAUCCUCCAAAAAACAAAAUGUCCAAGGUGACAGUCUUGCAACUGCAGAUUUCCAAGAAUGCUCAAAUAGCAUUGACAAUGAUUUAUCCACAAGUGUCAAUCAACAACUGGAAAAUGGAGGACCUUCUCUGGUUAAUGAUGAGGCUUUAGAUGACAUUUCUCAACAAAUGAGUCCAGGAAGAGAAAAAGAUGGCAUGCAGUAUAUACAUUCACUCCCUUCCGAAGAUAAAAUUGGCAUAGCAACUGGCAAUUGGGGGUGUGGAGCAUUUGGUGGUGAUGUUGAACUCAAAAGUAUUCUCCAGUGGCUUGCGGCAUCUCAAGCUUUACGACCUUUUGUUUUGUAUUACACAUUCGGGGAGGAAUUUUCUAAAAGACUUAUAAUGUUCGCAGAAUGGGUCACAUGCCAUUGUUGGACUGUUGGAGAACUUUGGGAUAUGUUGAUUGAAUACUCGAGACUAAGAUCAACAGGGAAAACAUAUGAUAGCUUCUUUAAUUGGGUUCUUCCACAUCUGAAUGGAGAUACAGAAUGCAAAGAAUAAGGAUGGAGAAAUUUACAUUUUUGCUGCAUUGCGUGGAAGUUAGCUUGAUUGGACCAAAAAGUGUUAUGUGCAGGAAUGGUUGAAAUAUAAAACAUGUAUGCCAUGUGCAGCUAAAAUGCCAUAUAAUUGAAAAAUAAACUUUAAGGCAUUUCUUAGAAUUGUUCAACAAAAUUUGUACAUAUAAAAAAGAUUUACUUUCUUGAACAAGUCUCGGGAAGGAUUACAAUGCUGAUAUUAACUAUAGUGUAGAAAAUGGUUUGUUAAUCAUUUUAAAAGUGAUGGCAUUGUAAAUAAGUUGAUAGAAGAUAGUUUAUACUUUAUAAUUGAACUUGCAGCCUUGUUUAAAUAAAUGUUCCAUUAACAGCUUCUAUGAGAUGAAGAUCAAUGCUAUCAGGCUGAUUUUUCUCC